AAUAGCCAGCUGGCGGUGGCCAAAUAUAUGCAUUCACCAACUCUUCCACGGUGUUCUGCUUGUAUCCAUCGGCUUCUUCGCCUACCUCUCUGAACGAGCGAGCGCAGUUUGGGUUAUGAAAUGGAAGCAAUGUCAGGGAAGAUUAUCGAAAAUGUUUCUGUGUCACAGUGCUACCAACUAAGUAGGAAGUUCAACACCCAUUAUCAAAGGGACAACUUUGCCCCUUUUAUGCGCAACAUGCUUCCCUUCCAGCGAGGGAAGUUAGCAUGGACUGCCAUUCCUUCCAUGCAAUUGCGCAACUUCUCAAAAUACCAGAGCAGUUUUGUAAACCGAAGAACUGUUCACUGCAACGGUCUGUUCUAGACUCUCAUUAUCAAGCUGCUCCAUCUACCGCUGCGGUGCCAAAUCUUGACAAAGUUGAUUUUCUGAAGCUUCAAAAUGGAAGUGAUAUUCGAGGUGUUGCUGUUGCUGGUGUUGAAGGAGAACCACUCAAUCUGACUGAACCUGUUUCAGAAGCAAUAGCGGCUGGUUUUGCUGCAUGGCUUUUGGAAAAGAAAAAAGCUGAUGGCUCACGACGUUUGAGCAUUUCUGUUGGCCAUGAUUCUCGAAUAUCUGCGAAAAAGUUAGAGGAUGCAAUUUCACGAGGAAUUGCUGGUGCCGGUCUGGAUGUUGUUCAAUAUGGACUGGCAUCCACACCAGCAAUGUUUAAUAGCACAAUUACUGAAGAUGAUGCUUUCUUAUGUCCUGUCGAUGGAUCUAUUAUGAUAACAGCAAGUCAUUUGCCUUACAACAGGAAUGGGUUCAAAUUUUUCACAAAUGCUGGAGGGCUCGGGAAAGCUGACAUUAAAAACAUCUUAGAGCGUGCUGCAGAUUUAUAUAAUAAAUUUACAGCAGAAGGGUUGACGAAUUCAAAAGGAAAAGCACUUGCGUCCGUAAAGAGAGUUGAUUACAUGAAUGUAUAUACAUCUGAUCUUGUAAAGGCAGUUCGCAAAGCUGCAGGAAAUAUAGAGAAGCCACUGGAAGGGUUCCAUAUUGUAGUUGAUGCAGGGAAUGGAGCAGGAGGAUUUUUUGCUGCAAAAGUGCUUGAACCUCUUGGGGCAGUCACUUCUGGUAGUCAGUUCUUGGAGCCAGAUGGUAUGUUCCCAAAUCAUAUUCCAAACCCAGAGGACAAAACAGCAAUGAAAGCUAUCACCCAAGCAGUCAUUGAUAACAAGGCUGAUUUGGGGAUCAUAUUUGAUACAGACGUCGAUAGAUCCGCUGCUGUGGAUUCAACCGGCCUUGAGUUCAAUCGUAAUCGUCUCAUUGCCUUAAUGUCUGCCAUUGUUCUUGAGGAACAUCCUGGAACAACUAUUGUUACAGAUAGUGUGACUUCAGAUGGUCUUACCACAUUUAUUGAGAAGAAGCUUGGGGGGAAGCACCAUCGUUUCAAAAGAGGCUACAAGAAUGUCAUUGAUGAAGCUAUUCGUUUGAACUCUGUCGGUGAGGAAUCUCAUCUGGCUAUUGAGACUAGUGGCCAUGGAGCUCUCAAGGAAAACCAUUGGCUUGAUGAUGGUGCAUACCUCAUGGUCAAAAUUUUAAAUAAAAUUGCUUCAGCCCGAGCUUCAGGGCAGACUGGUGGCAGCAAAGUUUUGACAGGUCUUUUAGAAGGUCUUCAGGAACCAGCUUUUUCAGUGGAAUUGAGAUUAAAGAUAAAUCAAAGUCAUCAAGAUCUUAAAGGAGGAUCUUUCCGAGACUAUGGAGAAGCAGUAUUGAAACAUUUGGAGAACUAUAUUGACUCGGAUCCAAAGCUUCAAAAAGCACCUGUUAACUAUGAAGGGGUCCGAGUUUCCGGCUAUGGUGGUUGGUUUCUUCUUAGACUCUCACUUCAUGAUCCUGUACUUCCCCUCAACAUAGAGGCACCAAGCAACAAUGACGCUGUGUUACUUGGAAAUGUUGUGCGAGCUGCUCUGAAGGAGUUCCCAGCUUUGGAUACAUCUGCUUUAGACAAAUUUGUCCAAGCAUCAUAAACUUUAGGUCUAUUCAAGUUGGAAAUCCUUCGGCAUCUUCAUGGCUCGAGAUGUACUUCCUUUUGUACGGGCGUUCUGCAACUUUGGCAUUGGUUGUUACUUGUUAGGCACCACAGAAUCUUGAAGACAUUUGUCCACGAAUGGUACUAGAACCCACUGUACAAAAAUUGAGUUUACCUUACUUUUAGGUU
This is a messenger RNA of Prunus avium (sweet cherry), 2197 nucleotides long. NCBI's taxonomy places the organism in Eukaryota, Viridiplantae, Streptophyta, Magnoliopsida, Rosales, Rosaceae. The record is from RefSeq and is a predicted model, not a curated record.